AGCCGAUGGUUUACCCGAGGCUGGACCCUAGAAGAGCUCCUAGCUCCUUAUACUGUCACGUUCUUUUCGAAAGAGUGGCAUUGGUUGGGUGACAAGAAGACUCUAGAACGACGCAUCCACGAGACUAUAGGAAUCCCUAUCUGGGCCCUUCAAGGGGCUCCUCUAGACAAGUUCAGCAAAGAGGAUCGAUUAUCGUGGUCUGAAGGCCACCACACAACGCGCAAAGAAGAU
Messenger RNA from Paraphaeosphaeria sporulosa, 231 nucleotides. RefSeq lists its product as uncharacterized. The record is from RefSeq and is a predicted model, not a curated record. NCBI's taxonomy places the organism in Eukaryota, Fungi, Ascomycota, Dothideomycetes, Pleosporales, Didymosphaeriaceae. The annotation marks the transcript as partial. The transcript has a single exon.